CUAUACGUAACAUGCCCCUCCCCCUCUACGUUCUCCUCUUUCCCUUAGCUCUCCCAGCUGUCAGGGUGCAGACGCCGGUGCCGGUGCCGCCUUUUCACCCGGAGAUCGCCAUGGCGGCGGAUUGCCAUUUCAGGACACCUCGGGGCUAUAAUGGUGCGGCCUGAUGAGUGCUGACGAGGACUCCCCAUCCUCCCCGGGGCUCCGGGCCCUGCUAGGCCGCCUUCUGCACGGCCUGCUUCCCUAUCGUCUGUUCCAGCUGGUGGGAGCUGCUCUAUCCUACCUAGUCAGGCCCUUGGGUCCCUUGCUGCUUUCCCUGCUGCCCUCCGGGUGGGUAGUGCACCGGUCAGUGCGGUCCAGUGAGCUACCCGAGGUGCUGGAAGCGCUGGGACUGCGGCCCGGGUCCUGGGACGAGCUGGGAGGAUGCCUGGACGAGUUGGGUCCCUGGAAGGAACUACACACCCCUGCCAUGGAAGCAGCAGAGCUGGAGCUACUGAGGUCACUGAAAGGGUUAGUGUCCCCCAGCCAGCAGCAGGAUUCCUGGGACUCCACAUUAGAGGGACUGGACUCCUGGCACAGGGCUAUGGUCCACAGCAACAUGCAGCUUCUCUGGGAGCAAGGACUGGGAUCCUGGGAAGAGUUUGAAGACCCUGCUCAAGAAGAGGAUGAGUGCCAUAAAAAUACCUGUGCCAGUCACACUUUUUCCUUUAAUGGCAGUAAGCAUGAUGGUGAGAGUGGAGCUGAUGAGGUGUCCGAGCAGAAGACUAUGUCCCAGCUCCACCACUCUUACCUGGACAUGGUGUCCUGCAUUUUGAGAACCGGGUCAGGUGGUGGUGUAUUCACAUGGGUUAAUCAAGAGAAUGAACAUAGUUUGCAGGCUAAGGAUGUCCAAAGGGAGCCCGAGAUUGAGCAUAUUCGCAGCAAGAGGCUCUGGUUCCUGCAGCAGAACCAGGGCCAGGAUGCUUUGAACACCGACCUCGAGCAAGGCAAAGAAGUUGGGGGAUUUAAACAGAAUGAAGAAUGUGUCAGUACUCCACAUGACACUGACCAGUUUGUUUUGCCUACCCCUAAGUUAGAUGUGCCAAUGCCUGAAUUGCCUGAAAUCGGGCUCCAGGAAAUGCCUCCCCAAAGCAAACUAAUGUCAGAUUUUGAUCUGAGCCAGAGGGAAGUUCUGGAGCUUCCAGGAAUUGAGCAGGAGUGCAGUCCAUGUGACCCACUAUCUAUUCUGGUGCAUAAAACAGAUCAUUCUGGUAAAUAUGUACCCAGCCCAGAUCAGGACCAAGGAUACCAUAGUCUGGAGGAUUGGCAUAGCUUGAAUAUCACACAAAAUCUUAAAACAGAGGGUGUUGUAACACCUGAAAUCUGUCAGCUAGGACAUCAUAAUGUUUUAUAUGAUAUGCUUACAGAACUUCCUUGCUCAGUUACAAGUUUAAAUGAUAACCAGGACAGUGAUGACAUGAGCUCUGACCUGGAAGAAGACCUGCCUGUUCCUUCUGUUCCUAUUUGCCUAAAUAAACACAUUGGUUAUAUUUUGGGAACAAUUCUAAGUAAUGAUGAGGAGGAUGACUUGCAUUCCUCAUCAGAGGAUGGCGAUUGGGGUGAAGAUGAUGGUUUUGACAGUGAAGGAUCAGUACCCACCACAGACAGUGACACCCCUGUCCUAGAAGAAGCUAUACUCUGGAAGUCCUUUUGUAACCCUGAUCCUUACAACCCUCAGAACUUCACUGCUAGUUUACAAACAGGAGUUGUUGCCGAGGAGAAUUCCCAUUCUGUGGAUGGACCGGAACAUGUUCUGUCUGAUGAUGAAGAAUCAUGGUGUGACAGUGAUGCUGUGUCAGGCAGUGACAGUGAGGAUGAAUGUAGUGCCGAUGAAGAGGAAAACCUGAGACUUUGGAAUGCUUUUUUAAAGUCUGAUGAUCCCUACAAUCCCCUGUAUUUUAAAGCCUCUGUGCACACUUCUGAGAUAAAAAGACAGAGCAGUGACACUGCAGGCAAACAUGCAGAGCUUACUUGUACAACCCUCCCAAACUGCGAAUUAACUUUAAUAACUAGUCUCCCCGCUGAGCCUAAGACUUUUCACUUAAAAGAAACACAUAAUGUUCCUGUAGAGAAAAGUGCCAAUCGUGGACAUAAAAAGGUGACCUUCCAUGAUAAAGUCACUGUAUAUUAUGUGUGCAAUGAAGAGGAACGCAAAGGUCACUGGGAGGAAUUUGCACGGGACCGCUGCCGAUUUCAAAGGCGCAUUCAGGAAACAGAAUCUUUAAUUGGACACUGCUUGAACCCUGAUCACAGGCAAAUGAUAUGGAUCAGAAUGCAAGACAAAUGGGACAGCUAGCCCCUACCCAUGUUCACCAUCAGACUCUUUGCAGAAGCUUUUAUUUUUCAUAGUUACAAAAUUUUACAGUAUCUUUAAUUCUCCAUGCAAGGAAGGUACACUCAGAAACAGAUUGUUAUCACUACCCCAGCUUCUAAUUUGUUAAGGUGUUUAAACGCAUUGAUUACCCCCCCCCCCCCCCCCCCCCCAGCCAAACUUGUAUCGCGUUCUCUUCAAGCAUGAUAAAGCAUUGACACUUGACUGCUGUAUAGUUGUUUCUGUCAUGCUAAAAUGUUUCCCGGUAAAGCAGACAGAUUACCUAUUUAAGUGCAGUUUGUACUUGCAACCUAGACGUGGAAAUGACUUUAAAAUAUUACACACAGAAAAACAAAUCUUACAUUCAUAUACAUUGGACUAAUUCUAACAAUCAUAACUCUUAGAUCAAGGUUUUUGUAAAGCAACCCUCUGCUUUUGUUUAAAAGUUUGGCCAAAUAUUUUUUUUUUCUGUUUGAUUCUAAUAUUUCAACCUAUUUUUUAAUCAAAUUUGACUGAAAUGCUUUAGCAAUGAACUCUUCUUGGCCGUGGAUUUCUAUAAACUGUAUAGCUUGCACUUUAUUUGGGGCUUUCAUUGCUUAUUACAAACGCACAACUUGCAGUCUCCCUUUAAUAAAUAGUCAGAUGCUGCCAUGCGUUCUAUGGUUCGUAUAGGUUGGUUCGUAUAGGUUCCAAAUAUUUAUUCUGGUUCAGUAUUUGACCACAUUUUGUGAGUUGGGAGACGUUACUUUAGGAAACGCAGAGGUUGUCAAUAUUUUUAUAUAUUUUAUAUUUUCGUCUACUGUGCAUAAAAAGUUCCUGUUAUGCAAAUGAAUUCAGUGAGUGGUGUGUACAAACUUGAACAUGGAUGGAAAACAAACCUGUUUUUUAUUGUUUGCAAUGCAAAUAUCUGUGUAGGAAAGGCGUCUAAGCAACAAAGCAUGGAGCCAUACAAAAGAGACAGCGAUUAUGUUAGUCUCAUCGCCAUUUUUUUCUUCUUUUUUUACAUUUAAAUCCCCAAAUCUUAAGCGUAGUUGUAAUACUGCAACAUUCUAGUCUUAUAACCUGUACAUGGGGUGAUUGAGACCUGAUCAUUGCUGUGUGUUUUCACACAGCAGGCAACCAGCAAUAGACUGCGCCUGCACUGCAAUGCGCAUGGGCCAACAACGGGCUUCGCCGGUCAGCGUCAGGGUGGUGCGAAAAUGUAAUUCGCAUGGGCGUUCACAAUGUGAUUGACAGGAAGAGGCUGUUUGUUGGAUGGUAACUGACCGUUUACUGGGAGUGUCAGGGAAAACGCAAGUGUUUUUAGGGAGGGUGUCUGACGUCAGCCCCGGGCCCCAAUCAGCCUGUUCUCAUCGCACUGUAGGAGUAAGUCCGGGGCUGCGGAGAGACUGCACACACUGGAUUUUUGCACCUCGGAGUACACAUGUGUUUGCACUGCGAAUUUAUGCUCCCCUUUGUGUGGUGCCUAUCUGAAUGCAGGACAGCAAAGUUAGCAGCCAGCGAGCAGGUCUGACUCACCCCCAUGGUUUGUGUAUUUGCUGAGUUAUUCAUGCUGGUAUUUAUACUCUUAUCAAGUUGCUUUUGUAGUGGCUGGAGGAUUAUGCCAGUAGUGGUAUCAGAGUUACACCCCUCUUACUAUGCCAUCUGUGAUUAAAAAGAGACUGCACAAUGUACCCUCGGCCAAGGGAUGUUAGUGCAGCAUAUCAGGUAAAAAUAUAUGGAUUCAGAUGAGGCAGUUCAAUAAUCAGCGAUGGGUUUAAUGUUCCUGUGUUCCGACUGUUUCUGUAGGCAGGGCAGGCACACAUCACCGCUACUUGAAUUGCCCCGAAAGUGUGCAAUGUUAUCAGGAUCCUUAAAGUUGGGAAAAUAAAGGGUUGGCCUACAAAUACAUUUCAGGAGCCAUAAAAAAUUUCAACCAUCUGCUCUUGCCCAAUUGGCCUGGGAUAUACAUCCAUGCAUUUAUUAUAACUGAUGAGGGAACAAGUGAAUUUUAAUGUGUGAUUUGACUUACCCAUAUUUUUUUUUUCUUUCUUGAUAUUUGAUAGCUGCUACUUACAAUAUUUUAUUGGUCUUCUCAUGUUAUGUGCUCCUGUUCCUUACAAGCUGUUUUGCUAUCAGUUAAGUCACAAUUGCAGCCACUAGACAUGAUGGACAGUUAUCAAGCACAAAUUGUGAACUUCUAAUAUGCAUCAUUUCAACUCCAUUCAUUUGGCUUGUCUUGUGUCUUUCUCAAACAUUGAGAAACAUAAAUGGACAAUUUGCAGUUACACAUGAUAAACACACCAACACCCAAAACUGUACAUAGCCAAGUAUUCCUCAGUGUUUCUGAUGAGAGUAGACUGGAGUUGUAUGUUAGUCUACAAGCUCUUUGGUCUCUCUCAUGUUAGCAUUCUGUAAUCCUGGAGGCUACAAUACCAAGUCCUAGAACAGAUGCUUUCAAUUAUCAAAUGAUGCACACUGAGCAAUGGGUGUGUCUGUACUUCUGGGGCAAGCUCAUAAGUCGAAGGCAUUAGUGACGCAUUUCAGUUUAAAAUAAAGUAUAACUUUUAAUUUUUGAUCCUCUGCUCCAUAAAUAUGAAAUAAUUCUGAACUAGUUCAAGUUCUUCAUUGUCUUUCCCUCAUUGUUUCCUGUCAUUGGUUAUAAACCCUUCCCUCAAAGGUACAGGUCAAAAUAUUCAAAUUAUUUUUAUAUUUACUAACGUAAUAAUGAGCAAACCACAUGAGUGACUAUGUAUUUAAUUUAAAAAAAGGGUCUUUGUAUAAAAUUCUAAAUAAUUCAAACUAAUAUGUUAAUUUUAAUAAAUAUCUGCAAGAGUCCAAAAA
Pseudophryne corroboree (corroboree frog) is the source of this 5170-nucleotide messenger RNA. RefSeq names its product protein phosphatase 1 regulatory subunit 15B (gene PPP1R15B). Lineage: Eukaryota; Metazoa; Chordata; Amphibia; Anura; Myobatrachidae. The coding region runs from base 164 to 2332 and encodes 722 amino acids. Gene Ontology annotation, molecular function: protein phosphatase regulator activity. The transcript has 2 exons. Gene Ontology annotation, biological process: response to endoplasmic reticulum stress. The record is from RefSeq and is a predicted model, not a curated record. Gene Ontology annotation, cellular component: protein phosphatase type 1 complex; endoplasmic reticulum.